AUGCAACAACCAGAGACCACGAAUCCCCAACCGGGCCCUCCAUCACGACCCUGGCAGGCCAACCUCGCGUUUUUCCCUAACCCCAACGUCUAUAACCCUACCGAGCUCGACCUCCGCGGCUUCCUCCGAUGCCGCAUGCCCCCACCCCCCGGCAUCCAAGACGUGCUCUUCUACAUCACCGCACGCUUCGCCGACGGCCUCUUCCACCCGCUCGCCAUCGUCUCGCAGGUGCCCCCCUCUGCCGACCGCUGGCCGCCCGUCACCAAGGCCUUUGUCGCGGGAGCCGUGCAGCGCAUCCACGAGCACCUCUCGAACCCGACCCGCCACGCGUUCUUAGAGACGGAGGUCCAGCGCGCGGCGCUUCUCUAUCGUAACGAGAGCAGUGGUCGGGCGCGGCAGCUCGCGCCCGGUGAGCCGCCGGGCGUGGCGACGGCCGAGGACCGUGCCAUAUGGCUGGACAAUGCGCCACAUCGACAUGCGGCAAACGCGCUGCUGAACUGUCUGGCCAACGGCGAGGGGAACGAAGAAGAGUACUGGACGCCGCUGGAGCUGCGCACGCGGUUUGGCAUGCUGGACUCGCGAUACAAGGCCGUGGUGUUUGACAUUACGGACCUGACGAGGGUGACGUGCGGUGUGAUUGAGAACGAGGUGGUGCCGGUGCUGGAUACGAGUGCUAGUCCUCCGCUCCAGACAGAGGAGUCCAGGAGGACCGUGUGGACGGUGCCGCAGUGGGUGCUGGCAGAGAAUGGAUUCGAGAACGUGCUGUCAAUCAAAGACGAGUCGGCGGAUGCGCUGCUGUCGACGUUUCCGGAUAUCCCCUUGAUUGACAGGGAUGUUCUAAAAAUGCUCUGGAGAAUCGAUGCCAAUCGGCUGCUAGAGUUCGAUGAUGACGAUGUUGUAUCUGAGGAUUUUUCUUUGAGGCCUUGA
Akanthomyces muscarius is the source of this 927-nucleotide messenger RNA. RefSeq lists its product as uncharacterized. The coding region runs from base 1 to 927 and encodes 308 amino acids. NCBI's taxonomy places the organism in Eukaryota, Fungi, Ascomycota, Sordariomycetes, Hypocreales, Cordycipitaceae. The record is from RefSeq and is a predicted model, not a curated record. The transcript is spliced from 2 exons.